Molecule: messenger RNA, 860 nt
Organism: Cryptotermes secundus
Lineage: Eukaryota; Metazoa; Arthropoda; Insecta; Blattodea; Kalotermitidae
Exons: 3
Coding region: 50-667 (205 amino acids)
Source: RefSeq, a predicted model, not a curated record
CUAAUAUACUACCCUGCCAGUUGUACAGUGAAGCCUACACAGAUCAGUUAUGAAACAUGAAAUAAAGAAAGAAAUAACAGAAAGUCUGCUGCAGUUCUAUAAACAUGGGAAGUGGAAGAGUAUCAUUGAUUUGUUUCAUGAGGAAGUUGAAGAAGGAAAAGAGAGUUUCUAUGAUGAGCGUUACCUCUGGGUACGACCUUCUGAGGAUAAUCUACAGUUCAUCAAGCAACAAAUUGUGAAAGCUGGAUGCUGUCAGCUUGUCAGCAUUGGAUGUGGAAGUGGGCUACUAGAAUGGCUUAUAUGCACAGCUACAGGUUUGGAGGUGACUGGUAUAGAAGUGGACCGUGGUUGGUGGGAAUCUCCAUAUGCUCCUCCAGUUUUUCUUCCGUUAAUUUAUGCAGAUGAAUCAUAUGACAGUGAUAUCACUACCAACAAGAAUGCAGCUCUCCUAUUUUGCUACUUCAAUGAUGGAUCUGCAUUUUCUGAAUAUAUGAGACAAUAUCAGGGUACCUGUUUCAUCGUGAUUGGUCCAGGAGAAGGGAGAGGUACACACACACACCCAGCACCUUUUAAUAUUCAACUUGAAAGUGAAUUUACUUGGAAAAUGGCAGCUUAUCAAGAAGUUCAACACACAAAGGACUUCAUUGCUAUAUAUGUGAAAUCUUAGUCGGAGCCUGAAAUAUCUCCUAGUCACAGUUCAAGGAUAAAUUCUUCACGAUAGUUCACUCUAAAGAGGUCAUUUUGGACUCUUCAGACAAGACCAGUGUUGGACUGAGUUAAACAAUUUAAAAGAGGAAACUGAAACUGGAUCUCUUAGUGUAUCAUAUGCUAAAAUAAUAAAUGUAAGAAUGUUAACAUAC